GCAGGUCCCCGGAUGAACAGUUCAAGCUAGGGCUGAAUCGAAAGCGGGAGAAUAAGGAAGAGGAGUGGCUCAGGAAGAAUGGCAACCACCACCCCCCUUCUCCCUGACAAGACCUCUCCAGUCCAUGUGAGAUCCGUCAAUAGUCCAGAGCAAGAAAACCCUCCCCUUCCUCCUCGCAAAGUCCCUCGAAUGGUGAAACGCUCAGACGGUCGCUCCCUUUUACGCUACCGUAUCCCACCUCAGAGCUAUCUCAGUUACAUCUGGGAUUUCUUUACCUCAAUCAUCAAUGCCCAGUGGUACGUUGUUGUUCCCUUUUUCUUUGCCUGCUACGUCCUCUCCUGGCUGGUGUUUGGGUGUGCCUGGACCGCUCUCGCCUACAGCUACCCGGACGGAAACAUGACUUGCGUGUACAACGUUAGAGACUUUACCUCUGCAUUUCUGUUCUCAAUCGAGACACAAGUAACUAUCGGAUAUGGAUUUCGUUACCCAUCAGACAGUUGCGCGGCUGGAAUCACUCUCCUCGCCUUCCAGAGUGUAGUGGGUCUCCUCAUCGACUCGUUUCUCCUCGGGCUAAUGUUUGCCAAACUCACGCGACCACGGAGCCGAAGAAAGACAAUCUUCUUCAGUAACACUGCAGUCAUAUACGACCAGUUUGUGAGGAGAGUGGACCGAGAUGAAGAAGGUCGUCCGGUGGACAAGACGGAGCGACGCAGAGUUCUGGAGUUCAGGAUAGCGGACAUGAGAAGGUCACAGAUUGUCGAGGCACACGUCCGUCUCCAGCUUUACUGGUACCGAGAGUCCGCAGGAGGAGGAGGAGGAGGGGAGCUGCAGCAGUACGACCUGGACGUGGGGUACGACGAGGGGAGGGACCGCAUCUUCCUCCUCACUCCAGUCUCAGUCUUCCACUACAUCACUGAGCAGAGUCCUCUCUACGGCCUCACUCGUGAGGACCUCGCCUCCUCCAGACUGGAGCUGGUCGUGGUACUAGAGGGCAUCGUGGAGGCGACAGGACUCACGGCGCAGGUCCUCUGGUCUUACACGAGGGACGAGAUUGUGUUCGACUCGGUCUUUCAACCAGUAGCUUACUGCAGUGAGAGUGGCGGAGAAUGGGUGGUCGAUUUCUCCAAACUCAGCAGUCUGCGACCACUUGCAGAAUAGAGCCUUAUACAUACUUGACUUGACUCUGUAUUCUUCCCAAAUCUCCAUGAUCACUAUGCAUUUUGAAUGUUUUAAUGUUGCUAUAAUUGUGAGGAUUACAAAUUCAGUUGGAUAAAAAUAGAAAUGGUGACGUCAUUAUACGCUGGUCCCCCAAAGUGGGAUACUGUUCUGGGUGGUGGGGAUUUCAAAACCUUUGACUAGGUACACAGCACAAAGAGCAGCAUCAGCCGAGUUUGAGUAGAGAUGAACAUGUUUCUUGUGUGCCAUGUUUGCGAGGUACGCCCGUCCUCUGUUAUAAUCCCGGACAGCUCUCUCCGACAG
Geodia barretti is the source of this 1479-nucleotide messenger RNA. NCBI's taxonomy places the organism in Eukaryota, Metazoa, Porifera, Demospongiae, Tetractinellida, Geodiidae. The record is from the annotation of a GenBank genome assembly.